Molecule: messenger RNA, 2008 nt
Organism: Silurus meridionalis
Lineage: Eukaryota; Metazoa; Chordata; Actinopteri; Siluriformes; Siluridae
Product: golgin subfamily A member 6-like protein 22
Exons: 2
Coding region: 25-2001 (658 amino acids)
Source: RefSeq, a predicted model, not a curated record
GUGAGUAACGAGACAAAGUUAAGAAUGGAACUGGAAGAGAUUUUUCAAAGCAUAAGAGAAAAGAAAUCUAAACAGGCUGCUGAAAAGAAGGAGGCACUGAAACACAUAGAGAAAGUAGCAGCAGAGUUGGAUUCAUUUCUUAAUCUGAUAAAGGAGAAGAGAACACCAGAGACAGAAGAGAAAGACAUUCUGGUACAGAUGGUACAAGAGCUGGAGGCUACUUUGGCCUCUGAGCGAAAGAACCGGGAACAGGAGAUAAAUGAGAGAAACGCCACACACCUCCAGAACAUCACUAAGCUUCUGUCUUCACUGAAACUCCAUGAGGAAAAAGAGAAAAUUGUAGAAAGUGAGAGAGAAAGCUGGGCAAGAGAACAAAAACAACUGCAGGAACGUGUUGCUCAGCUUGAGGCCACAUUAAAAAGAGAGAAAGGAAAGAAGGCAAAACUUGACAUGGAGGAGAGGAACAAGUUACAGCUCCAGACCAUCACGGAGCUUCAGGAUUCCCUGAAUUACUGUAAAGAAGAGCGGAAUACUGCAAAGAAUGAGAGAGAGAUUUUGAUGAGAGAACGAAGACAACUGGCGGAACAAGUGGCUCAGCUGGAGGCCGUUUUUAAAUAUGAGAGAAAUUAUUGGGAGAAGAAAAGAAAGAAGGAAAAGCGAGUCAUGAAGACGAGUAAUAACUUACAGCUCAAGACCACCAGGACGCUCCAGGAUCAUGCAGAUCAUGAGACCGAUCAUUUGAGGAGAGACAGAGAGCGACUGGAGCAACGUGUUGCUCAGCUGGAGGCCACUUUAAAUUCUGAACAAAAUAAAUUUAAAAAGGAAAAAGAGAUGAUCAAACUAGACAUGGAGGAGAUGACCACCAGACACUUUCAAACCAUCAGAGAGCUGCAGGAUUCCCUGAAUCAUUGUGAGGAAGAAAAAAUUCAUUUAAUGAGAGACCGAGAGCGACUGGAGGAACGUGUUGCUCAGCUGGAGGAGACUUUGAAAUUUGUACAAAAUAAAUUUGAGAAAGAAAAAGAGAAGGCCAAACUAGACAUGGAGGAGAUGAUCACCAGACAGGUCCAAACCACCAGGGAUCUGCAGGAUUCCCUGAAUCAUUGUGAGGAAGAGAAAAUGAAAUUAAUGAGAGACCAAGAGCGACUGGAGGAACAUGUUGCUCAGCUGGAGGAGACUUUGGAAUUUGUACAAAAUAAAUUUGAGAAAGAAACAGAGAAGGCCAAACUAGAAAUGGAGGAGAUGAUCACCUCACAGCUCCAAACCACCAGAGAGCUGCAGGAUUCCCUGAACCACUGUGAAGAAGAGAAGAAGAUUGCAAAGCAUGAAAGAGAAAAUUUAAUGAGAGACCGAGAGCGACUGGAGGAACGUGUUGCUCAGCUGGAGGCCACUUUGGAAUUUAAAGUAAAUAAAUUUGAGAAAGAAAAAGAGAAGGCCAAACUAGACAUGGAGGAGAUGAUUACCUCACAGCUCCAAACCACCAGGGAUCUCCAGAAUUCCCUGAUUCACUGUGAAGAAGAGAAGAAGAUUGCAAAGCAUGAGAGAAAUAAUUUGAUGAGAGAUGGACAGCGACUGGAGGAACAUGUUGCACAGCUGAAGGAAACUCUCAAAUUUGAGCAAUAUAAAUUCAGGAAAGAAAAAAAGAAGACCAAAUUAGACAUUGAGGAGAUGAUCAAGUCACAGCUCCAAACCACCAGGGAUCUCCAGGAUUCCCUGAUUCACUGUGAGGAAGAGAAGAAGACUGCAAAGGAUGAGAGAGAUGAUUUGAUGAGAGACAGAGAGCGACUGGAGGAACAUGUUGCUCAGCUGGAGGAAACUUUGGAAUCUGAGAGAAAUAAAUGGAAGGAAAAACUAAAGGCCAAACAACAGAUCAAUCACUUAAUACACACCUUCUUCAAUAAUUCAUUAAGAACAGGAAAUGGCAGCAGUGGAGAGCAACAUAUCUGCAAAGCUCUGGGCAGGUUUAGAUUCAGCAUAAUUUCAUGGAACCACCCAAGGUGUUGAUGAGAAA